UACAGCGCGGUCGUGUACAAUAAUUCUUUCGUAACGUCCGAAUCAAUGUGUCGAUGUUAGGUCUCGUUAAAAACUUUUUGUGUGACUUUUUCUUAACCCAUUAGUGAUCUAAGAAACAAGCUUGUUGUUGUUAGUACGUAAUUAUAAAAGUAAUUCGCUUGAAAAUAAAAAAAAACAAAAAGUAAUUCUAAUACAUAUUACUAAAGUUACGUAAACUUAUUCGCGGGUGAUUUUUGCAUGCUGAACUAUCAAGUGGUUGUUAAAUGAAACUCAAAAGUGUGGGUCCAUUAUAAUAUAAAAAUGUAAAAAUUAUUAAGAAUUAAUAAAAUAUAAUAAACAGAAUAUAUUGCUAAAAAUAUUCUUUAAAAAUCAUAAAAUUUUUCUAAUAUACAAUAAAAAACAAUACAUUUAUUUUUAAACCCCGACGGUGAAAUAUCAUUUUGUGGAUAAUUUUUUUUUCAUUAUUUUGUUUAAAUUGUAGUGAAGAGCAAGCAACAUUCUUAUUGGAUUUCAUUCACAUUAAAGUGUUGAAAUUUCUGCAUUUUUUAUUGCAUUGGCAAAUUUUGGCCCAUACAGAUUAUGGGCAUAUCAGAGGAAGUCAAACUGGAGGAAUUACCACAAGAAGCCAAACUAGCUCAUCAGGAUGCCAUUCCUGACCGUUCGAUUUCGUGUAUUGUGACAACUGGUGCUAGUGGUGGCACCAACAGCCCUAUUUCCGAUGCAAACAGUGAUGGCGAAUUGGACGAUUAUGCGCCGAAAAGAAAGCAACGCCGUUAUCGCACCACAUUUACUAGUUUUCAGUUGGAGGAACUGGAGAAGGCUUUUUCGCGCACCCAUUACCCAGAUGUAUUUACAAGAGAGGAACUGGCCAUGAAAAUUGGAUUAACUGAAGCACGCAUACAGGUAUGGUUUCAAAAUCGUCGUGCCAAAUGGCGUAAACAGGAAAAAGUAGGACCUCAGUCGCAUCCCUAUAACCCGUAUUUACCUAGUGGACCAGGUUCUAUGCAAACGGUUGUCGGUUCAACAUUACCACCAAAUCCAUUUACACAUUUGGGUUUCGCAAAUCUACGCAAACCCUUCGAUGGUUCAGCAAAUAUAGCAGCAUUUCGGUAUCCACACUUAGCGGGAGCACCCAUGCUGCCGACGGGUUAUUUUAAUCAAUUUCAAAGAGCACCACCACAUAUGCUGCCACCAGGAAUGGCUUCCAUGUAUUCACCUUCGACCUCAUUCCAAUCACUAUUGGCCAAUAUGACCGCAGUACCAAGACCACCACCGAUGCAAGUUAAACCACCCAUGCAUAUUGGAUCACCCGAUUUGCACUCGCCCAACCAUUUGAUAGCAUCACCACCCACUUCCCCUUCCUCGGUAACCUCACAAACAGGACCAACAGUACCACCGCAAUCACAACAUUCCCCUGGUCUUGGCUUGUCCCCAAUGUCAGCCCAUCAAUCAAUACCACCUGGCGUGGCAGCACCACCACCACCUAAUGUACCACAAUCUUCGAUGAGCCACCAUUCUCCCCAACAUCAGACAGGCGCUCAAAACACAAAUGCCAUACGUUCCUCAACGCCACCUGAAGAUCGUCGUUCCUCUUCGAUUGCUGCUUUGCGUCUUAAAGCUCGUGAACAUGAACUGAAACUGGAAAUGCUGCGUCAAAAUGGUCACAGUGAUGUUCUCAGCUAAUAAAAAUCAUCAUGCAAAAUUCAGCCUAAAUGUUUUUGCAGGCAAUUGCUGUGUGAGAUGAUUAAUUUAUUUGAAAUAAAUUAAUUGUUUAAUGACUUCCCACUUAUAUAUAUGUACUUAAUUAUACAUUAAUCAAUAUUUAAUUCUUUCUUUAUAAUCGAUGUUAAUAAGUUAUUGCUAAAAAAGAAAUGAAAAAACUAACAAUAGUUAUUCAACAAUAUUUUCUUAAUAAUGGGAGUAAACUAAUGAAUUAAAUUAAUUUUAAAUGUUAUUUAUAUUUUAAUUAUUGUAAUUAAAUAAAGUAUACGAUUUUCAAUCAUCUCUAGAACUGAUAACUAGGGAAAAAUUUAAAUAAUAAUUAUAUAUUCAUACAAACGUAUAGACAUGUGUGAGUAGAUAAAAUAAUUUAUGCAUUUUUAGUUAGUCUUAUUACUUAGAUAGUGUGUAAUUAAUUUAAAAUUUAUUAUUGUGGAAAUAGUUCAUUAAAACUAUUAAAUUAAACAAGUAAUUCAACACAUACAUACCAACAUACUUACAUCUACAAAUGUAUGUAUCUGUACACUACAAAUAUGUAAUCAAUUAUUACUUAAUAGUCAUAGACAUUACAUAGAAACAAAGAAAAUAUAAUUUAAUUUAAUUAAUAUCCCUUUAAUUCAUUAGAAUAUUUUAUUUUUCUCAUUUCAAUUUAAUUAAUUUUUAAAUUAUUUGGCAUUUUGUCAUGGCAAAUUAUAGAAUGCAAUAUCAAAGACUUUAUUUAUACAAUAAAUAAAAUGUUUUGUAAUAUUCACAAAAGAA
Lucilia cuprina (Australian sheep blowfly) is the source of this 2478-nucleotide messenger RNA. It is a transcript of the gene al, whose product is annotated as homeobox protein aristaless. The record is from RefSeq and is a predicted model, not a curated record. The coding region runs from base 580 to 1683 and encodes 367 amino acids. The transcript is spliced from 5 exons. Lineage: Eukaryota; Metazoa; Arthropoda; Insecta; Diptera; Calliphoridae. Gene Ontology annotation, molecular function: RNA polymerase II transcription regulatory region sequence-specific DNA binding; DNA-binding transcription factor activity, RNA polymerase II-specific. Gene Ontology annotation, biological process: regulation of transcription by RNA polymerase II.